UCCAUUGAAUUCAAAAAUUAGAGGCACAAAUUAUGCAGUUAUUCUUACUCCUCACCUUUACUUUCCUCCUCUCUCGAGGAGAAAGCAUCCAUAAAUUUUCUCUACAAACUCGCCAUCCUCUUGACCCACUAUCUCCCCAAGAAAUUUCUGACACGGUUGUAAUUAUCAAAAAUUACUCAACACAUCCAAUUCCUUGGCUUUACAUAUGGAUUACGCUCCAAGAACCGGAAAAAGCCCAGCUUUUUCCAUACUUCUUAAACAACACGAUUCCUCCCGAAUGCGUCAUUCCACGUCAAUCAUUCUCAAUUUUGAUUAAUCCCCAAGAUGGGUCAGUUUUUGAAGUCAUUGUUGACCUGUCGACGAAGCACGUCCAAAUUUUCGACAAAGUUGAUAAAUCUUUACAACCUACAUUUGCCUAUGAUGAGUUGGAUGCCAUUGCGAAAAUGUUAUUGGAGGAUGAAACCAUUCAAGCACGGUUGUUCAAGAAUCACUGCACCAACUUGAGUUUAGUUGUUCCAGACGUUUGGAAAUAUGGAUAUGAUGGAGAUAAACCAAAUUAUAAGAACCGUCGUAUGGCCCAAGCUUAUUUUUACGUUCGAGAAUUUGAGUUUGGCAAUUAUUUCGCUCAUCCUCUGAGUUUUCUCGCAGUGAUUGAUAUCAUACAAAACAAAGUCCUCGAAUUAGAAGAACUUCCUAUUUAUGAAGAUUCAAAAAUUCCUACAAACCUUGACAUUAUUCCCAAACCAAAGAACUCUAACUACGACCCGAUCGUGUUGCCAAAAGAAUUUUACGGACCAAGCCUGAAUCCGAUCAAAAUCGAGCAGCCUCUUGGCCCAAGUUUCGUUAUGGAGGGGAAUUACCUGAAAUGGAGAAAGUUCAGUUUGCGGAUAGGCUUUAAUGGACGAGAAGGGCUAGUUCUGCACCACAUAAAUUACGAUGAUGCUGGAAAACUUCGACCAUUAAUAUUCCGGGCUGCACUUUCUGAAAUUUUUGUCCCGUAUGGUUCUCCGAGAGCUCCAUAUCAUAGAAAAAUGCCAUUUGACGCUGGCGAAUACGGAGUUGGCUUCAACGUUAAUGAAAUCGAUCCACGCUCAGAAGUUUGCAAAGGUUCCGUCGUCUACCUCAACUCCACCGUGAACACGAUGUCCGGUGACGUCAAGAAAUUGAUGAAUACGAUAUGCAUUUACGAGGAGGACGCUGGAAUUCUCUGGAGAAAGAAGGAUCCUAUAACAGGACGCGCCUUAACAUUACGAGCCCAACGACUGGUCAUCUCGAUGUUUGCGACACUCUCCAACUACGACUAUCAGCUGAGGUGGAUGUUAUAUCCCGACGCGACGAUAAGAUUCGAAACCGUGCUGACGGGAAUUGUGGAUUUGAAUCUUGCAGCUGGUGGGACACUGCCAGAAAAACAUGGGACGCUUCUUGGAGACAACGUGGUUGGACAAUUUCAUCAACACUUUUUUGUGAUUCGAAUCGACACAGAUUUUGAUGGAUUGAAUAAUACAGUGUCAACUGUAGAUAUUAAACGUGAUAUUGCUCAAAAUCCAUACGGCAAUGGCUUUCAUUCUGAAGAAAAUGUGCUCAAAUCGUCUGGCCAAGCUCGUACCAUGACAUCUGCAGCGACGUCUCGAUCGUGGAAAAUAAGGACAUCUCAAAUUAAUCCGGUUUCACUUACUGCAAAAUCAUGGAAAUUAAUACCUGAAAAUGGUCAAGCACCCUUGAUUUCAUCAAAUAGCGAAAUUCAUCCAAAGUCGGCGUUUGCAAAUUACAGUGUCUGGGUAACACCUUAUCGGGAAGGACAGCUAUACGCGGGAGGAAUGUAUCUCAACAAUAGCGGGCUACCAGAAUGGGUAGGACACGAUGAAGGAGCAAAUGUUGAAAAUACAGAUAUCGUUUUAUGGCAUGUUCUUGGCCUAACGCACAUUCCGAGGACGUGUGAUUUUCCAGUGAUGCCUGCCGAAUCCGUUGGAUUCUGGUUAAAGCCAUCGAAUUUUUUUGCAGUGAAUCCUGCCAUGGAUUUGAAACCGUUUUGAAAAAUGGGUCAACUAAUGUAAAACUUUCAUGGGAGUGAAAUGAGAGAACAAUGCACAAAAUUAAUAAA
This is a messenger RNA of Folsomia candida, 2101 nucleotides long. RefSeq names its product copper methylamine oxidase. Lineage: Eukaryota; Metazoa; Arthropoda; Collembola; Entomobryomorpha; Isotomidae. The record is from RefSeq and is a predicted model, not a curated record. Gene Ontology annotation, biological process: amine metabolic process. Gene Ontology annotation, molecular function: primary methylamine oxidase activity; copper ion binding; quinone binding. The transcript has 8 exons. Bases 33 to 2033 code for a protein of 666 amino acids.